Molecule: messenger RNA, 4855 nt
Organism: Doryrhamphus excisus (bluestripe pipefish)
Lineage: Eukaryota; Metazoa; Chordata; Actinopteri; Syngnathiformes; Syngnathidae
Gene: scaf1
Product: SR-related CTD-associated factor 1
Molecular function (GO): RNA polymerase II C-terminal domain binding
Source: RefSeq, a predicted model, not a curated record
GGGAGAGGAAAAUGGCGGCGAUUGAUGAAAAUGGGCUGCUGUUGCUCCUGUGAAACGCCAUUAAAGCAAUCUUAUCCGAUUUUAACACUAUAAUUUAGUAACAUUUAAAAGAUGCAGCUAUGGGCUAUUCGCAAGUUGGCCUCUUAAAUUGGACAUAACCGGACAAAAGGUUGGCGUGUGGUUUCAGUCAGUGGCCUUUCCCUUAGCUUCUCACCUCCAGGUCCACCUUGACCCAUGGACCGGACAUCAGCUUCAGGUCUCAAAAGGAGGCUUGCUGCCCCCUCCUCACCCACAUCCCAAAGAGAUAUCGCCAGAAGCCCUCCUCAUUGCUCCCCCUCUUUUUCUCGGUCAUCUCCAUCAUCUGAUCGGUCUUCGCCCUCAUCGACAUCGUCCUCUGCCUGUGCCAACUCAUCAGCGUUUCAGAAUCAUGUUAAGGCUCCGACUCGGCGAGCAGAAGUGGCAAUGGUGUCUUCCACAUCGGCCUCUCUAGCAGUGCCGUCGAUGGCCACAUCCAUGUCCACACCAACCUUAGCAGAGUCAUUUCCUCGCACUGUUUUGCAGUCAGCUGUUGAUGAUGAUGAAGAAAGUGGGAACAAGGAGAUAUAUGAUCCAUUCCAUCCAACUGAAGGGGAAAAGGAUGUAAACAUGGAAGAAGACGAGGGAGAAAAGUAUGACCCGUUUGAGCCAACUGGGUCCCCGGCAUCAGAUGAUAACGAUGAGUGUGACAAAAUAGAAGAAGAGAAGAAAAUUGAUGAGGAGAAAGAAGAGCCUCCAGAUUCUACUGACAUUUUCACAGAUCCACCCAGCCCUCCUUUGGCUCCCCAACUCCCUCACAGACGGCGGGUUGACUACAGCACUACCAAAGCCCGAGGUCACCGAGCUGACUCUGAGAAUUCUGAGAUUGAGGAGGGGGAGAUUGUUGUGGCCAUUGAAAGAGACAUUAGUAGUAAGAGAACAUCAGGAGAACAUCUUACCUUAAACUCUCCCAAGAUCACCUUCUUCGAUCCAAAGCCAGAGCGCAUCUUCCGGGUUCUGGACGGGGAUGGAUUUGUGUCCGUAUGUGCAGACGGUCACUGGGAAGAGCCUGAGGAUGAGCCUGUAGUUGGAGUGGAGGAUCUUAGACGGAAACUAGUCAGCAAGAGAAAGGAAAGAUACCUCUCGUGUCCCGCAGCAUCCCCACUGUCUUCUCAGCCGCCACCUCCCCUUUCGCCCCCUGUUGACUCCACACCGUCUCCUCUCGCACCUCCAGCUGAGCAAGGAAGCAAGAUUCGAAAGUCCUCUAAAAGUUCCAAGGACCAAAACAGACAUCGAAGCAAGGAAAGUAAGGCUCGAGAUAAGGAUGAGAAACGAAAGAAGCGAAGGAAAGACAAAGAAGGAGAUCGCGAAAGGAGUAGAGAGAAGAAACAAGGGGACAAGACAGAUAAGGAAGGUAAAAGUAGGAGAAACAGCAGGAGUAGUAGUCGUAAGAGGAAGAGAACGCAUCGCAGUAGCCCAGAGGCUUCACAUUCACGCAACUCUUCAAGACGAGAAGGUCACAGCAGACACUCCUUCUCCAGCCCCUCCGUAGAGCAACACAGAGACAAGGACAGAGAUAAAGAGAGAGACAGAGGCAGAGACCGGGACAGGGGUGCAGACCGAGACCGAAAAACUGAUACAGAGAGACAGAGCGAACAAAACCGCAGCCAUCGAAGAGAUGAAAGAGAUAGAAGUUCUAGCUCGAGAAAACAUACCGGAAGAUAUCACUCAAGCAGCAGAGAGCGGGACAUCUCAAAGAGGUCUAGAAGAAGCAGGGAGAGAAGAGACAGCACCAGAGACCGGCAGCAUGAGAGGGAACGCUGCCGGGACGGGCGUCCAGUUGUCCCGCCAUCUAUUCAGGACCUUAAUGGUUCUGACCUGUUUGCCAUCAAGCGAACCAUCACAGUCACCACCACCACAACCACCACCACCGUACCCGGCUCUCCUAUACUCACCCAAGCCUCUCCCUGUCGGACCGCACAGGACACGGACAAGCUCCACAAGAGGAAGAAGAAGAGAAGAUGGCACUCGGGUGGCGAGGAGGCAGACCGAGGCCCUCGUCGUAGCCGAUCACAGUCGCUGUCUCCUCCAAGGUAUCAUAGCUACGAGUCAGACCGCUAUUCGGAUAAACUGGAGAUAGACAUGUUGUCUUUGGAUGGUGAGGCUUUGGACUCUGACUACCCGUCUUUGGAAGACACACCUCCACCAGCGCUGCCCCCAGACCCACCUGCCCCUAGCCCCAAAUCCAAAACCACCCCCAAGACCGAACGACAUCGCCCGAAAAAGAAAGGACGCACAUUAAAGAAAGUAACUCAGUCCUCCUCCUCAUCGUCCUCUUCCAAUAAAACCAAAAGCAAAUGCCUUUCCUCCCUGUCGGGAACCUCUGAUCCCGCCCCCGUCUCAUCGGGUCUUCCUCUCGCCAAGCGAAACAGGAAGGUGGGAAAAGACAAAGCGUGGGAUAAAGGCACCAAAAAGGAUUUGGGUCGGCCUAGCAAAUCGAAGAAAGACGGCAGCAGUCGAAAAAGCAAACUUCAGUCCAAAGUUUCAGUUUUGGUGCGUGAGGGUGUGAGCAGCACCACUGGAACGUCAGUUGGUUCCGGUAAGCUGGGCAUGGACCUCCUUGGUCCGGGGAGUACUGGAGGGGGUUCCGGAGGGUCUGUGGUCGGUGGUUCAAUUGCAGUCGUCUUUUGUAGAGACAAUGAGAGCAGGUCACCGUUCCUUAAACCUUGCUCUGAGCCCCUGUCAGGAGUCCGCACUAAAGAUCUGGCCAACAUGGGCAAGCGUAAUAGCCUGGCAGCACCACCGCCCUCUUUAAACAGUCCUUUGGGACUGAAAUCGAAGAAAACAAAGCCUGGCUCCAUCACCUCCACUUCUUCCUCAACGUCCUCUCCUUCUUCAACAUUGGCAACCAAGCGCCGCCGUCGCUUGGCCAAGAAGGUCAGGGAAAAAGGUGGUGCAGCAGGCACGACCACAGAAGAUGGAGCCAAAUCAAAAGCGGCAUCUGAAGGCUGGACUGCUGCCUCUUUAGAAGGUCUUUCCACUGGCGGCGAUGGAACCAAGUCUGUCAGUCCACUGACUGGUCAAGCUGGCCCCGCCCCUUGCUUGUCAUCUUCCUCAUCCUCCUCCUCCUUCACAAGUCUGCUCCCACCCUCUUCUUCACCUCCCCGCACUCCCCCACCUUCCAUGGCUCCCAUGCGGGACACAAGGGAGUCUUCACCAGACUCUCAGACUGUGGACAGUAGCUGUAAGACUCCAGAGCCGUCCUUCCUUGCUGAAGACUGCCCGACUCAGACCAGUCCCCCGCUGCCCCCAUCCAGUCCAGCCAGCACGUCAGUGCCACAGGGGGCUGGCCUCAGUAUCAGCUUGUCUACACCCACCACCCUGCCCCCCCUUUCGGACAAUGCGCCCAAAUCUGUAGCCUCACCUCCUUCCUCGUCCUCGUCAUUAGGGGGUGGUCUGGCUUCCCUGGCUCUACCUCUAUCCUCAUCAGACCCUUCCUCCUCCUCCUCUGUGUCGUCGUCAUCUGCUAGUAAGCCACCUCCGCCUCCACCCCCUGCAGCUCCUGUCCUCCCAUGGAGUCUGCAGACAGGAGUUGAUUGCGCAACUGGAGGAGUUCUUGCAUUGACUGCCCUGCUCUUCAAAAUGGAGGAGGCAAAUAUUGCCAGCAGAGCAAAAGCACAAGAGUUCAUCCAAGCAACCAGCCAGAUCCUCUCACAAGCCAACCAGAGCCAGUCCCAGCCACAUGCUCCUCCUCCAUCAGGCAACUCUUCAUCGUCCUCACAGAUCCCCCCUCCUCCUCCUCCUUCGCUCCCUCCGCCGCAUGCAUUGAGCCCAGCGCAGUUCAUCCUCCAGAGCUCCCUCCCCUUAGUUGGUUGCACCAAAACCCCGCCCUCUCACCUGCACACCACUUUAGGCAGUGGAUGCGCACAGACUCCUCCACCUAUGAUGCCCGUGGGGCUGCCAGGAGGGGCGGGGAGCUCAAGAGAGACAUUAUGGGACAAUGAAAGUAAAGACCCUGAUAAGUACCUGAAGAAGCUCCACACGCAGGAACGGGCAGUAGAGGAAGUGAAGCUUGCUAUCAAACCAUACUAUCAGCGCAAAGACAUCAACAAGGAUGAAUAUAAAGAUAUCCUCAGAAAAGCUGUUCACAAGAUCUGCCACAGCCGUACUGGUGAAAUCAAUCCCGUCAAGGUCAGCAAUCUCGUCAAACUGUAUGUCCAGCGCUACAAAUACUUCCGGAAACAUGGCCGCAAAAUGGAUGAGGAAGAGAGGGAUGACAGGGAGCAGGGAUCACUGUAUUCCUCUGCCUGAUACGAGGUUAUAAUGCUUGGUCAGUGAUGUGUGGACUUUCACCAUUAUUUGUUUUUUAUUGUUAUUAUUGUUUAGCCUACCAUGUUCAUGUUACAUCAUGUUUGAUGCAUUUUAUCUCUUUAUUUCACUGUAAAUAUGUCCCAUUAACAACGGGUCAUGUAUAGAAAAGAUGGUGAAAGCCUAUCAGCCCAUGUACUCCAAUAAAAGUGUCAACAACCUUGUAAAUGCAAUCAAUUCAUGCUUUACAUUGUUUGUAUGGAUCGCAGAAUUUAAGAAUUUUUAUCUCAUAUUGUGCUGGAUAUUAGACAUAUAUUUACUCCACAGUGUGUCUUUUUCCAAAGAGUAUGCAAGCUGGACUUUUAUUUAUGAUGGUUCCAAUACAGUCGACAGAUUGUGCUGCAUGGGUUACUGAUUAUGAGGAUGUGGUUCAUUCCCAUACAAAUAUGACUGGAUGAGCAAAUCAUAAAUGGUGCUUGGUGCCUAUUUGUGUGUAUUAUUUGAUUAGAAUGGUGACAGUUAAUAAGUAAAG